CUUGAUCUCUUUCGCUGGUUGGGUAGCGGUACUGGCGGUCGCGGUUUCGUGUUGCGGGACGUUGAACUGAACUAGACAGAAUGGCCUUCGGCGACCUGAAGACUGAUGCCGGCGUGAGCAAGCUGAACGACUACCUGGAGCAGCGAAGCUACGUGGAGGGCUACCAGCCAUCGCAGGCUGACGUAAGCACGUACUCGGCGCUGAGCGGCGCCCCGUCAGCCGCCAAAUUCCCGCACGCCGCCCGCUGGUACCGGCACAUCGGCUCCUACUCCCAGCCAGAGCGGGCCGCGUUCCCGGGCCAGAAGAGCGCUUCAGCAGCUGCUAAGCCUGCUGACGACGAUGACGACGUCGACCUCUUCGGCUCGGACGACGAGGUUGAUGAGGAGGCCGAGAAGGCGCGUCAGGAGCGGCUCCAGGCGUAUGCGGAGAAGAAGUCGAAGAAGCCCGGUGUUAUUGCCAAGUCAAGCGUGGUGCUGGAUGUGAAGCCCUGGGACGACGAGACAGACAUGAAAGAGCUGGAGCGACUCGUGCGCACGGUCACCUGCGAUGGUCACAUGUGGGGCACGUCCAAGUUGGUGCCUCUGGCAUACGGCAUCCACAAGCUCCAGAUCGUCUGCGUCGUCGAAGAUGAGAAGGUCAGCAUUGACUGGCUCAUCGAAGAGAUCGAGAACUUCAAGGACCACGUCCAGUCGGUCGACAUUGCUGCCUUCCAGAAAAUCUGAACUGCCAAUAAAUGCUGCACCCUCGCU
This is a messenger RNA of Dermacentor andersoni, 749 nucleotides long. RefSeq names its product elongation factor 1-beta (gene eEF1beta). Lineage: Eukaryota; Metazoa; Arthropoda; Arachnida; Ixodida; Ixodidae. The record is from RefSeq and is a predicted model, not a curated record. Gene Ontology annotation, cellular component: cytosol; eukaryotic translation elongation factor 1 complex. Gene Ontology annotation, molecular function: translation elongation factor activity; guanyl-nucleotide exchange factor activity. Gene Ontology annotation, biological process: translational elongation.